Funneliformis geosporum is the source of this 232-nucleotide messenger RNA. NCBI's taxonomy places the organism in Eukaryota, Fungi, Glomeromycota, Glomeromycetes, Glomerales, Glomeraceae. The record is from the annotation of a GenBank genome assembly.
AAUCCCUAAAGCUCCAAUUUCUGAGUCAUAUGAUAGUAGUGCUUUGAUCUGUAAACACUUGUUUUCUGCUUCUUUACAACUAUUUGCAGAUUCGUCAGGAAGAAAUUUAACAGAUUUGAUUCAGGUCAAAGUACUAGGUGAUAGGAUUAUAAUUAGAGACUCAGUUUUAGAAACAUCCAGAAUCUAUGAAGCUCCGGUUUUCAAGUCAAAUGAUGAGGAUAUGGAGCACUAG